CAGCGUGCGCGCAGUUAAGCUUGUGGCGCUCAAUUUUAUUUUAUUUUUUAGUUUUGUGUUUUUUUGUUUUUUGGCCCAAACGACGACGACGACGCUUGUCGCAGUCGAUAAAACACAUUCGAAUCGAACGUUAGCAGCGCAUGCUGACGGCAACGACAACAACAACAGCAGCAGCAACAAUACAACGACAACAUUUACGAUUUUCAUUCAUAUAUGCUGACUCGAGUUGCAUAUAGUAUACGCGUUAUUUAAGUGUGUGUGUGUGUGUGCCUCGGUUUUGAAAGCUUUGUCGGCACUUUCACGAUCCUUUUGGCACACAGCUUUCAUUUCGUACCGGUUUGACAUUACUUAAUCCCCAGCCGCUAUAGCUACUAUAUGUAAUCAAAAAUCCUGUCAGCAUGCGAUUGGGCCUGGAUUUCGUCAUGCUGGCAUUGCUGCUGCUGUUGCGCCAACUAACAGUGACUACUGCACGCCAAUCGCGCGAAAUUAUUAUAACUGAUGCGGUGCGUCGCAUACAGCAUGACGGCUACAAUGUGGAGCAGCAUGCAGUGAUAACCAAGGAUGGUUACAUAUUGACGCUGCAUCGCAUACCGCAGCUGGGGCAGCAGGGCAGCGUUUUGCGUCGCCCCGUUGUCUUUUUGCUCUCCGGUCUCUAUGCCUCAUCGGAUGUCUGGCUGCUUAACGGACGCGAGGAUUCGUUGGCGUAUCUGCUCUGGCGCGCCGGCUACGACGUCUGGCUGGGAAACAAUCGCGGGAACAUCUACUGCCGCCACAAUCUAUGGUUUAAUACGACGGCGCGUGAUUUCUGGAACUUUAGCUGGCAUGAGAUGAGCGUCUACGAUAUGCCCGCCCAAGUGGACUAUAUACUGCAUCAAACGGGCGUGGCACGCAUGCACUUUGUGGGCAUCUCCCAAGGUGGCACCGUCUUCCUAGUGCUCAACUCCAUGUUGCCGCAGUACAAUGCUGUCUUCAAGACGGCCACGCUGCUGGCGCCUGUCGCUUAUGUUAGCAAUACGCAAAGUGGCUUGGCCAAAAUAUUUGGUCCCAUUUUGGGCACACGCAACUAUGUAUCCAAAAUGCUGGAGGGCAUUGAAAUGUUCUCCACCAACAAGUUCUUUAAAAAGUUUCUAUCGAUGACUUGCUUGGAGCAUGAGCAGCCAGCAGUGUGUGUCACACGCUUGUGGCCCUCGGUGGGCUAUGAUACUCGUUAUCUGAACAAGACGCUGCUGCCGGACUUGAUGGCCAAUUUUCCCGCUGGCGGCUCGGUUAAGCAGCUCAUGCACUACUUUCAAGGCUAUGUGUCCACCAAAUUCAGACAAUACGACCAUGGACCGGAGCGAAAUUGGUUGCACUAUCAGCAGCUGGAGCCGCCGGAAUAUGCACUGGAGAAGGUCAGCACGCCCAUUACCAUAUUCUUUGCGGAAAAUGAUUAUAUUGUAGCGCCGGCGGAUAUUUGGCGCUUGGUUGCGCGUCUGCGCAAUGUUGAAGCUGUCUACAAAGUGCCCUGGAAGCGUUGGAAUCACUUUGAUUUUAUUUGUGGACUCGGCGUGCGUGAAUAUAUCUUUGAUAAAAUUGUAUUGUCGAUGAAUCGUUACGAGCAAAGGCGUCGUCGAUAAAGGGGUAGGGGUAGGGGUUAGCUUUAGAUGCAGCCACAAUUUCAACAAGUGCCAAAAACUUAGCUAGUUAAGUAAUUAUUUAAUUCUUAUCAACAGCGAAUCAACGUACUGAUUAAUA
Molecule: messenger RNA, 1734 nt
Organism: Drosophila busckii
Lineage: Eukaryota; Metazoa; Arthropoda; Insecta; Diptera; Drosophilidae
Product: lipase 3
Exons: 3
Coding region: 399-1616 (405 amino acids)
Biological process (GO): lipid metabolic process
Molecular function (GO): hydrolase activity, acting on ester bonds
Source: RefSeq, a predicted model, not a curated record